AUGGAUCGGCUUGACCGGAGUGAUACCAUGGCCUCACAGAAAACCGGCGUGAAACAACCAAAGCGUUGUAAUUCGCCGUGAGCUCUACCAACACAUGAUCAGGGAUCAAUGAUUCACUCAAGCCCCACAACUACAAGUACAGUCAGUGCAAAAAAACUUCGCCACAAAAAAACGAAACUGCAGGAAGCGAGCCAAGCUUCGGCACGGUCGGCUCGACCGGAGUCAUACCACGGCCUCACAGAGUACCGGCGUGAAACAACCCACGGCGUUGUGUUUCGCCGUGUGAGUGAGGUUACCGGAGGCUCAAUCCCUCCCCCUCCCCUAUCCCUUCCCGAUCCUUAUAUCCUCAACCCCUAUCCCCAAAAGGCCGGCAACGCACUCGUAACUCCUUUGGUGUUGCGGGUGUCCAUGGGCGGCGCCGAUUGCUUACCAUCAAGUAAUCCAACUAUCGUCUCUCACCAUCGCAGCCCCUUCAAGUCAAUACCUCGAUUCUCAAAGGAUACCAAGUUUAGCAACUCCGGCCCGAGCGUACGGCGCGUAGCGUUCCGCGCGCGCCUCAAAGAGCCAAUAGACCACCACAGACGGGGCCCUAAAGGGCUGAUGUUCAGCCGGGGUUGCGGGGUAAGCGCAAUAAGGUACCGCGACCUCGGCACAGAGCAGGAGAAGGAACAGGGGGGAGACAGACUACCUGAGAAGGGAGUAGGGGGCAGGAAGAUGGUGGAUGAAGACCGCUUUCAACAGCAGAUGUAA
Messenger RNA from Spodoptera exigua (beet armyworm), 750 nucleotides. The record is from the annotation of a GenBank genome assembly. NCBI's taxonomy places the organism in Eukaryota, Metazoa, Arthropoda, Insecta, Lepidoptera, Noctuidae.